Dentiscutata erythropus is the source of this 275-nucleotide messenger RNA. Lineage: Eukaryota; Fungi; Glomeromycota; Glomeromycetes; Diversisporales; Gigasporaceae. The record is from the annotation of a GenBank genome assembly.
AAAGUUUUUGUGUCCUGGUUGGGAUGUGAUUAAUGCUGCAGAGAUUCGACAAACUGAGUUAACUACAGAAUAUAUGGUCCCAAGCCAAAAAAAAGGCAUAGACUUAUUUUACAUAGUCAAUACUGAGUUCUGUACAUGUACUUGUUUUGUAGAACUAUCGGGAGCACCAUGUAAACAUCAGGGAGCAGUGGCCGCAAAAUAUCAUAUUGGAUCUUUAAAUUUUCUUCCAUCACUAACACCUAAUGAUCGUGCCCAUUUUGCAUAUAUUGCACGUG